CAGAAUCUUUGUUGUAUUGCUCAUGCGCAGUAUGGACAUCAGACCAUGCUCGUCUCUUGUGCAAGAGGGACCUUUAAUGAAGUCGCUUAGCGUCGAAGGCCAUUUUACCUUUGAUAGGAAUGAGUUCGCAGCAAUGGAUUUUGGCAACCGGUUUCAUUUUCUACCUUCCGCAGUUCUUCACCCAAAGAACACAUUGGAUAUAGCAGCAACAAUAAGGCAUGUUUGGGAAAUGGGGCCUGGUUCAGAACUGACUGUUGCAGCUCGAGGACAUGGGCACUCACUCCAAGGCCAAGCACAGGUAUUGCAUGGAAUUGUGAUCAAUAUGGAGAGUCUCAAUGGGAAAGAAGUGCAGGUCUAUAGGGGACGACUGCCUUAUGUUGAUGUCUCUGCUGGGGAGCUCUGGAUCAACGUCUUGCAUGAGUGUCUGAAAUAUGGGUUGGCGCCCAAGUCUUGGACAGACUACCUGCAUCUAACAGUUGGGGGCACGCUCUCCAAUGCUGGGAUCAGUGGUCAGGCCUUUCAACAUGGCCCCCAAAUCCAAAAUGUACAACAGCUCGAGGUUGUCACAGGAAAAGGAGAAGUAAUAAUUUGCUCGAAGGAGAAAAAUGCUGACCUCUUUCAUGGGGUCCUUGGUGGACUUGGCCAGUUUGGUGUAAUAACUCGUGCAAGAAUAUCACUGGAGAGGGCACCGAAGAUGGUGAAGUGGAUCAGGGUGCUUUAUUCAGAUUUCAGCACAUUUGCUGAAGAUCAAGAACAAUUGAUAUCCAUGGAGAAUGCCUUUGACUAUAUUGAAGGUCUGGUGAUCAUAAACAAGACCGGUCUGGUAAAUAACUGGAGGUCUUCUUUUAAUCCAGAAGAUCCGGUACAAGCCAGCAAGUUCAUCUCAGAAGGAAGGACACUAUUUUGCCUGGAAUUGACAAAAAGUUUUAAUCCACAUGAGAUUAUGAAAGUUGACAAGGAAAUCAGGUCCUUGUUGUCUCAAUUAAGCUACAUCCGCUCAACACUAUUCGUUACAGAAGUUCCAUAUGUGGAAUUCUUGGACAGAGUUCAUGGAGCUGAACUAAAACUGCGUUCGAAAGGAUUGUGGGACAUUCCACACCCAUGGCUGAAUCUUUUAGUCCCAAAAAGCAAAAUACAUAGAUUUUCUGAAGUCGUUUUCGGCGGAAUUUUAAGAGACACAAAUAAUGGCCCAGUCCUCAUCUACCCUAUGAACCAAUCAAAGUGGGACAAUAGAACUUCUUUCGUGACACCAGAGGAAGACAUUUUCUACCUCAUUGCAUUUCUUCACCAUGCAGUACCCUCAUCCACAGGAAGUGAUGGAUUGCAAUACUUGCUAAGUCUAAACAACAAAGUGUUAGAUUUCUGCGAGAGGGAGCACUUGGGAGUGAAGCAAUACUUGCCGUACUAUACAACACAAGAAGAGUGGAGAGCUCACUUUGGUCCAAAAUGGGAAGUGUUUGCAAGGAGGAAGUCAGCUUAUGAUCCUCUUGCAAUACUUGCUUCAGGACAGAGGAUUUUCCAGAAGGGAGUGUCCAUUUUAUGAUAGAUAACUUCACUAAGAAACAAAGAACGAACUAUAACAUCCUCAGGAAGUUUGAAAGCUAGGAUUAGAUUACUAGCCACCUUGGCAGUGUUUGUUGAUUAAAAAAAAAAAAUGAUCUAAGUAUUUCCAUCUUUAUUGUUCAUCGUCACUCGUCAGUAACUGUAAGUAUGAAGGUGGGG
Andrographis paniculata is the source of this 1722-nucleotide messenger RNA. RefSeq names its product cytokinin dehydrogenase 1-like. Gene Ontology annotation, molecular function: cytokinin dehydrogenase activity; FAD binding. Lineage: Eukaryota; Viridiplantae; Streptophyta; Magnoliopsida; Lamiales; Acanthaceae. The record is from RefSeq and is a predicted model, not a curated record. Gene Ontology annotation, biological process: cytokinin metabolic process. Bases 23 to 1543 code for a protein of 506 amino acids. The transcript is spliced from 5 exons.